Molecule: messenger RNA, 1908 nt
Organism: Penicillium malachiteum
Lineage: Eukaryota; Fungi; Ascomycota; Eurotiomycetes; Eurotiales; Aspergillaceae
Product: ankyrin repeat domain-containing protein
Exons: 2
Coding region: 1-1908 (635 amino acids)
Molecular function (GO): protein binding
Source: RefSeq, a predicted model, not a curated record
AUGUCUACCAGUGAGCCAAUGGAACAAAUCGCAGCUCUCAAGCAGUCAACAAUCUCUCUCCAGCAAAGUGCUGAAGAGUCAGGGCUAACUUGUCACGCAAAGGAGGAGCUUCACCAACUGCUCAGUGCGGUUUGCCUUUCUGAGCGACACUUGGAGGAUCUGAAAAGUACGGAACCCGAUAUACAGAAGAAGUUAAAAGUCUAUUUGUCUAUUCUGGUGGACUUGGAAAAGAUUCAGAGGUCUACAGGGGUAGUGGAAAAAGAGGAUCUUAUUGAAGAUAUACGCGCUCUUCUAUCUGAUGUGACCUUUGGUUUGAACAUCAUGAAUGCCCAUAUCACAAUAUCAUCACAAAACAGCUUAAACCUAAUGCUCAGAGACUACAUCAUCGAGAUCGCCACCAAAAGACGGGACGGAAACGUUCUCUCAGACGUUUUCAAAGCAGCCUCAUCAGUCGAAAUGGACAAGGCCUGGAGUAAACUGCAGAAUGAGCUUGAGGACUUUGGAAUGUCACAAGAACAGUCUGAGGAGGAGCAGGGCUUUAUCCUCAUGACUCUUCGAAAGGCGGCCCUUGAGACUAAACUCCUUGGAGAUGUUGUGAAGCCAUGCGAGGAAGAGAUCCCCGAAGCACCAUCACCAACAACUUUCACCAACUCUUCGAACGCAGAUGGAAGCGCCUCGUCAAUUUAUUCAAGGAGCUCGACUGAGUCUUUUACCGAAAGUGUCGAAAGGGUUUCACUUAAGAAUUACCACAGCCCAAUUCCCGUGGAGACUGGGGUGAAAGCUAAGCGUCGCCUCACGUUGCAAACAUUCGGUCUGAGUGGCUUCUCAGAACCCAGUGAAUCCAUCCUAGCUCUCGGUGACUUCAACCCCAAACCCAGGAAAAUUGCUCCAGUUAUUGAGAUUUCCGGUUCUCUCCAUACAUCUGAUGGGACAAGGCCGGCCGGGAAAUCCAAGCUCAGCAAGUCUAUCCAGGAAUUCUCAGACCGAAAGAGCAGAGGGCGAUCUGCGUCAGAAGGGAAUGGGUUCGUGGACCCUUCCACGCCAGUACCACUGGUAGUAACGGAAGUGACAGCAACUACGAAAGGCAAAAAACCCAAACCAGGACUGAUGAGUCGGAUGAAGUUCAAGAUGCUGAACAACAAGGAAGAGUUCUGCACAUUGAUUCAAUCAGGUGACAUUGAGCAAGUCCGAUCAGUACUCGACAAGGGAGCUAGCGCAAAUCCUGAAAACGUUCAGGGGCAGACAGGUCUCAUUAUAGCUGUUGCAAAUAACCAUAAGGAGGUCGCCAAACUUCUAUUGGAGCGCGGUGCCAGAAUCGAUGCAGUGGCUGAGGAUGGUGAUACCGCACUCUCGAUGGCUACAUCUCUAGGGCAUGAAAGUAUCACGAAGAUGCUCCUACGAAAUGGUGCAAAUCCCAAUGCUGCUUCAUUUUACGGGAAAACUGCCCUCUCACAGGCUGCUACGGCCGACAAUUUGACUCUGACACAUCUACUCUUGGACUAUGGCGCGGACCCGAACUCAUGCACUUCAACUGGCGAGAUACCUCUUGCCUAUGCCGCUGCUCAUGGUCAUUUUGAGAUUGCGCAGUUACUUUUGAGCAGAGGAUCGCUUGCGGAUGAAGUUGGCCUCGGCGGCCACACACCUCUUUUCAGAGCCGUCGAGAACGGUAGCCUUCGCAUGGUAGAAUUACUACUGGAGAAAGGCGCAGAUCCGCAUAAAAGAAGCCGCAAUAAUACUCCACUGAAAUUCGCCAUUCGAGAGUGCAAACAGGAAAUCCUUUCCUUAUUCAUUCGCCAUGGAUUUUACAACACAGGCUAUCGCAAAAACAUGAACAGACGUGCCAGCCGGUCUGGUAUAGUCCUGAGCCUAGCCAAUGUCUCUGCUGAAAUAAUGCCAGCUAUUGUUUGA